This is a messenger RNA of Mesocricetus auratus (golden hamster), 2311 nucleotides long. RefSeq names its product syntaxin 7 (gene Stx7). The record is from RefSeq and is a predicted model, not a curated record. Gene Ontology annotation, biological process: vesicle-mediated transport; intracellular protein transport; vesicle fusion. Gene Ontology annotation, molecular function: SNAP receptor activity; SNARE binding. Lineage: Eukaryota; Metazoa; Chordata; Mammalia; Rodentia; Cricetidae. Gene Ontology annotation, cellular component: synaptic vesicle; endomembrane system; SNARE complex. Bases 192 to 977 code for a protein of 261 amino acids. The transcript has 10 exons.
UCCCCUGAGCAUGCGCAGUGGGCAGGCUUGCACCACCGCCCAUCAGCUGAAGCUAGCCGCGGUGGUCUGUGGGCCCCAGGGUGACAGUGGCUGGAGGAGAAGGAGAAGGAAGCCGAUGAGGUUAGGGUGACUCCUAGAAAACCACACAGCCCACUUGCAUCUGAUGAAAUCAGCCAGUCAGGCAACCGGCCAUGUCUUACACUCCAGGGAUUGGUGGGGAUCCUGCCCAGCUGGCACAGCGCAUCUCUUCUAACAUCCAAAAGAUCACACAAUGCUCUGUGGAAAUCCAAAGGACUCUGAAUCAACUUGGAACACCCCAAGACUCACAGGAACUGAGGCAGCAACUGCAGCAAAAGCAGCAAUAUACUAACCAACUUGCAAAAGAAACAGAUAAGUACAUCAAAGAGUUUGGAUCACUGCCCACCACCCCCAGUGAACAGCGUCAAAGAAAGAUACAGAAGGACAGAUUAGUGGCGGAAUUCACAACAUCGCUGACAAACUUUCAAAAGGCCCAGAGGCAAGCUGCUGAGAGAGAGAAAGAGUUUGUUGCUCGAGUGAGAGCCGGCUCCAGGGUAUCGGGUGGUUUUCCAGAAGACAGCUCGAAGGAAAAGAGUCUUGUGUCCUGGGAAAGUCAAACACAGCCUCAAGUGCAGGUCCAAGAUGAAGAGAUUACAGAGGAUGACCUCCGCCUUAUCCAUGAGAGAGAGUCUUCAAUCAGGCAGCUGGAAGCUGAUAUUAUGGACAUUAAUGAAAUCUUUAAAGACUUGGGCAUGAUGAUUCAUGAACAAGGAGAUGUGAUUGACAGCAUAGAAGCCAAUGUAGAAACUGCAGAGGUACACGUUCAACAGGCAAACCAGCAGCUGUCAAGAGCGGCAAAUUAUCAGCGCAAAUCCAGAAAAACGCUCUGCAUCAUCAUUUUUAUCCUCGUCCUCGGACUUGUGGUUAUCUGUCUCAUCAUAUGGGGACUGAAAGGCUGAGUGGUGAAGGAGAGGACCACUGCACGCAUGACGUCGUCUAGGUUCCGUAGGCAGACUCCCGAGGCCACUUUCUAUUGUUAUUUUAAGACUGCGGUGUAAAGGAUGGUCCCAUACUUUGUCAUUUUUAUUGGGGGCAGGAGAUUCUUUUGAAUUCUAUCUGAUAUUUUCUAAUACUGGAGGUUUUUCUAAGUACCAUUGCUGGUAUAGCGUCCAUACUUGUUAGUUCAAUGACUGUUGGGUUUUGUUCACAUUGUACAUGACUCUCAUUUAUAAUUUAUUUAUAUUAUUUGACUGAGCUUGGGGAAUUAUUUGAUUGAUGUGUGUACACCACUUAUACCUCUCUGACUGUGUAACAUGAACCCAGACUGUGCUGUCUUACUUUUAAAACUUCAAGUUUAAAUUUGAUUUGUCCAGCCAAUAUUCCCAAAAAACCAAACCUUAACAUACCUGUUUGUGGGAUGUGUUACCCCCUGCGGACCACAGCAGUGCAGAUCAUUGGUGAUCUUUCAUUAUUGGAUUGCUUUUGCCGUCUCUAAAUAGAAUCAGUGAACCAUUUCCCAAUGUGUAUAUGUGCAUUUGCUGUAGAUUGCAUAGAAAAGAUAGUAAGGAUAGAUUGACUUUAUAUAUGGUCUAUUUAAUUUGAUGUGUCCUGAAGAAAAUAUAGUUACUGUAAUGUUAGAUGUAACUUGGAGGAAGUGUCUGAAAAACCCAUACUGCUAUCUAUUCCAAUUUCUUCCUGCAUUGAGCAAUCUUCAUACUGCCUGGACCUGUGUUCUACAGAGCACUGAUUAGACAAGUAUCUUUGAGUCAUCACCACAAAGUAACCUUCCCAUGGUUACAGAUUUGGGACAUAAUUUGAACACAAGUUUGACACUUAAAUUUAGAGUUUAUUUAGAGUGCCAGUUUUUCCCCCACUUAAACUGGAAGCAUCUUUCUCGAUAGUGUAGGACAGUUACACACACAUACAAAGACAAAUACAAGACGAUGAAGCCCAUGGGCUAAUAAUCUUCACUCAUCAUCUCCUUCAGCACUAUCUGCCCCAACCUCGACAUCCGUUUUUUUAUCAUCCUUCAUUAGAAUAAGAAUCAGACAUCUGCCAAUGAACUCAUUUGCCUUUUUAAAUCAAUGUUUUAAUGCACUAAUCUGAAUGCUGUAAAAGGAGUUGUCUUAGUUUAACAUUUGUGUUUUAUGAUGGUCUUAUAUAGCAAUUUGCUAGUGAAGUCAUUGUUUAAUGUGGCAGGCUCUGAAACUUUUAAAUGGGAACAAGUGAAAUAGUAGCUAAGUAAUUGUAUCCUUGCAAGCAGAAUAAAGGUGAUUUCAGAGAUGUCUGCUAA